Poecilia latipinna (sailfin molly) is the source of this 1723-nucleotide messenger RNA. RefSeq names its product pyruvate dehydrogenase complex component X (gene pdhx). Gene Ontology annotation, biological process: pyruvate decarboxylation to acetyl-CoA. Gene Ontology annotation, cellular component: pyruvate dehydrogenase complex; mitochondrion. The transcript has 13 exons. Gene Ontology annotation, molecular function: acyltransferase activity. The record is from RefSeq and is a predicted model, not a curated record. Bases 233 to 1714 code for a protein of 493 amino acids. Lineage: Eukaryota; Metazoa; Chordata; Actinopteri; Cyprinodontiformes; Poeciliidae.
GAAAAAGCCAAUAAGAGCCUGAAAUCUCAAAUUAUUAAAGAGAGAUUGAUGUAAAAUGUAGUGGGUGGCUUAAGCGACACCAUUAUGAACUCACAGCUACAAGGGGAAGAAGGAUGUUCUUCAGUCUGGAUGGAGAAAGAAGCCAUGUAACGAAACCAGUGAAAUGAAGUAAGAAUAGGAAAACCUUCAAGUGCAUCUGUAUGGACUGCUCUCCGCAUCUGAGGACGACAACAUGGCGGUCUCCUUGCGCCUGGGUCGACAGGGAGUUUUAUUUGGUUUCAGGUUGUCUCAGUUCAACAAAUGUUCGUGGCCCAGACAGCCGUGUCAGGACCGUGUGAGACAUUUCUUUCAGUCGCCAUGGGUGCUCGGUGUCAGUCCACUCAAAGUGCAAAUGCCAGCCCUUUCGCCCACCAUGGAAGAGGGAAACAUAGUCAAAUGGUUGAAGAAAGAAGGUGAAGCCGUGGAAGCAGGCGAUGCCCUUUGCGAAAUAGAGACCGACAAGGCGGUGGUUACUAUGGAAUCAAAUGAUGAUGGGGUUUUGGCAAAAAUAUUGAUGGAAGAGGGCAGUCGCAACGUGCGCCUUGGUACUCUCAUUGCCCUCAUGGUGGAAGAAGGGCAGGACUGGAAGCAGGUUGAGAUCCCCCCUCCAGAUGCUGCAUCACCAGCUGCAACUCCAUCUGCUUCAGAUGCAGGCGCUGCCUCGACGUUGACCCCCGCUCCUCCAUCUCCGAGCCCUCUGCCAAAACCAGUCACAUCUGGGCCGUUACGGUUGAGUCCAGCAGCAAGACACAUUUUGGACACCCAUGGUAUUGACCCAAAGUUGGCCACCCCUACAGGGCCACGCGGACUGAUCACUAAAGAAGAUGCACUGAACCUUUUAAAGAAGUCCCCGACCCCAAGAACUGCACCAGGUACCAUGACGACAGCAGCUCCGAGUCCUGCCCCCACCCCAGCAGCUCCCCCUCCACCUCCAGGCAGCAGACCCAACAUCCCUCCAGUGUCUGUACCUGGAAAACCAGGAGCACCGGGAAGUUUCACUGAGAUCCCUGCCUCGAAUAUUCGCCGAGUGAUUGCUCAGAGACUGACCGAGUCCAAGACUACAAUCCCACAUGCAUAUGCUUCCAUAGACUGUGACAUGGCUGCUGUCAUGAAACUCCGCAAAGACCUCGCCAAAGAUCAAAUCAAAGUGUCCGUCAAUGAUUUUAUUAUCAAGGCAGCUGCUGUUACACUUAGAGAAAUGCCAGAAGUAAAUGUGACGUGGUCUGGUGAUGGACCCCAUCCACUAGAUUCUAUCCAUAUUUCAGUCGCUGUGGCUACUGACAGGGGCCUCAUCACACCGAUCAUCAGGGAUGCUGCUAACAAAGGAGUGCAGGAGAUCUCAGCUACUGCUAAGGUGCUGGCCCAGAAAGCUCGAGACGGUAAGCUACUGCCUGAGGAGUACCAGGGAGGCUCGUUCAGUAUAUCUAACCUAGGCAUGUUCGGAAUCACUGGUUUCAGCGCCGUGAUCAACCCUCCUCAGGCCUGCAUCCUCGCUGUUGGCACUUCCAGGACGGAGUUGCGACUGAAUGAAGAUGACCAGACGCUGCGCAAGCACCAGCUGAUGACAGUUACUUUGUCCAGCGACGGUCGGCUCGUGGAUGAUGAAUUAGCCUCUCGGUUUCUUGAUAAAUUCCGUGCCAACCUUGAACAACCACAGCGAAUGGCCCUCGCCUGAAUGGAAAAA